This is a messenger RNA of Vigna radiata var. radiata (mung bean), 1059 nucleotides long. RefSeq lists its product as uncharacterized. The coding region runs from base 1 to 1059 and encodes 352 amino acids. The transcript has a single exon. The record is from RefSeq and is a predicted model, not a curated record. NCBI's taxonomy places the organism in Eukaryota, Viridiplantae, Streptophyta, Magnoliopsida, Fabales, Fabaceae.
AUGAGGGCCAUUAUAUCGGAAAAUAAAAUGUUACCCCCGCUGGAUAAGUAUGGGGGUUCGUCCGACCCUAUUAAGCAUCUUCGAUUGUUUGUAGAUGCCAUGGCGGUGUAUUCAACUGAUGAGCUAGUGUGGUGCCGGGUUUUUUCCUUGUCCUUGAAGGAGGAAGCUCUGGACUGGUUCCAUUCGUUACCAUCAGCCACUAUUGAUAGUUUUACUACCUUAAGGCAGAUGUUUAGCCAACAAUAUGCCUCAAGCAAAACCUCAGGAGUAACGUAUACUGCGUUGGUAAGGAUGAGGCAGGGAAGGGACGAGUCGCUAAGGAUGUUCAUGGACCGAUUUAAUCGUACCGCCAGGCAAGUAAGAAAUGCUGACCAAAGAUUGAUCGUGGGUGCAUUGACGACAGCGUUGAGACCAGGACCGUUCUUUGAUUAUCUUCACGCGGAAGAGUCGCAGAGUAUGGAGGAGUUGCAGGAUAGACUGGCGAGUUUCAUUAGGAUAGAGGAGGGGCGGGCUCAUCAGAGAGGAAGAGAAAAGGGGGAUUCGCAAGCCAAGGGGAACAGAGAGAGGGCGAUGAAGCAGUCGGUCGGGAGGGCGGAUAGGGGCACAGAGCGUAGAUGGGGAAAUCCCCCAAGGGUGCAACAGUAUGUGCAUCAUUCACCUCUAAACCUUCCUCGGGCACGUGUUUUAGAGGAAGCUUUGAGAGCAUAUUUAAUGACUACAUCCCAAGCUCCAACCCCUCCCGGUGUCGAUGAGAGUAAGUAUUGUCGGUAUCACCAAAAUAGAGGGCAUACUAUCGAAGAUUGUGACACUCUGAAGGACAAGUUGGAAACCCUAGUUCAAGUAGGGCAUUUGCGAAGAUUUGUGCCACGGCAGAAUGGGCCUCCUUCAGGUGUUGAUAAGCCUGGAGGAAGGGGUAAGCCUUCAAGAGGAGGGUACCGUUCAAAUCGUGACCGAAGCCAAAGUCGGAGCCCCAAUCGAGCGGUGAGGGGGGUCAUCAAUACCAUUUCAGGAGGAUUUGCAGGGGGGGUCCAACCUCGUCAGCCAAAAAAAGGCAUUUGA